Molecule: messenger RNA, 1156 nt
Organism: Limulus polyphemus (Atlantic horseshoe crab)
Lineage: Eukaryota; Metazoa; Arthropoda; Merostomata; Xiphosura; Limulidae
Product: YY1-associated factor 2-like
Exons: 4
Coding region: 137-649 (170 amino acids)
Biological process (GO): positive regulation of DNA-templated transcription
Cellular component (GO): nucleus
Molecular function (GO): DNA binding; transcription coregulator activity
Source: RefSeq, a predicted model, not a curated record
CGCCAUUUGCUGGUCGGAGAGGCAUUUUUAACAAACUUAGAUCAUUAUCAUAUUUAAUUUUUCAUUAUAGUUUUGUGAACUAAAGGUUAUCCGCUUUGCUUAUUUUCGUUUAUUUAGUGUGAUAAAAGUAUCAAAAAUGGACUCAAAGAAAAGCCCAAAUAGAAGAUCUAGAAGACAGUCUAAACCAGGUGAAGAGAACUACUGGGACUGUAGCGUCUGCACCUAUCGUAACUCAGCUGAAUCCUUCAAGUGUUUGAUGUGUGAUGUGAGGAAAGGGACUUCUACUCGGUAUGUAAAACCAAGGCUUAACCCUCAACUUGUAUCCCAACAAGUCGUCCACCACUAUGCUCCACCACAGACUAAACAAAAGAUUUCUUCGAAGCUAGAAAAAAAAAAUUUAGAAAAUUCUUCUGCAGAAACUCUGCCAAAAAAGCGACACAGGCCACGACUGAAGAAUGUUGACCGUAGUAGUGGUCAGCAGAAAGCAGUUACCGUCAACAAUGUCACUGUUAUCAUCACAGAAUUUCAACCAAAGUCAUCAGACCGUAACGGAAGGCUGUCUAGUGGUAAUACUUCGGAUAGUGGCAGCAUGUCCGAUUCCACCAAUCACAGUGAUGUUAAAAUUGGAAGUCUACACUCGGAUAGAUGAGUGUGCGGAUAACUAGUUAUGAUGUGCUUUUGUUUAUAGUUAGAAAAUUCUGGUAUUGUAAUAAAUAAGUCAUUAAGUUAGUUUUCUUUUCGUAUUUGGCUCAUGCACUUCAACAUACAGAACUUUCCAUGUUGAAUUUAGUGUUUGUGGAAAAUGAGCCGACAUGAUGUUUGAUAUGUAAUAAAUUUCAGUGUGCAUUGCCGUUAUAGAUUCAUUUUUUAAUGUUUUGGAAGAUGUUCUGUAGGAUACGAUAAAGUUUUUAGCUGACACGUAAAACUGUUUUGAGAUCGAUUUAUGAUUUUACCUUGUUAUUUCUUGGUACCUUAUUGGUUUCAUUGUAUCUUUCUUCGUUUUAAAACAUUUAGCAUAAUCCGACUGAAUGUUUUUUUGAAUGAAUCUAAGUUUCAAAUGGACAGCAACUGCCUGUUGUAGAAAACUACAAAUGUAGAGGACGACGUUUCGAAAAACGUCCCCCUAUUGUCUUCUGGAGACGAAAGGCGGAAGUCU